Messenger RNA from Brienomyrus brachyistius, 3609 nucleotides. Its product is annotated as SLAIN motif-containing protein 1-like. The record is from RefSeq and is a predicted model, not a curated record. The coding region runs from base 1409 to 3202 and encodes 597 amino acids. Gene Ontology annotation, cellular component: microtubule plus-end. Gene Ontology annotation, biological process: cytoplasmic microtubule organization; positive regulation of microtubule polymerization; microtubule nucleation. The transcript has 16 exons. NCBI's taxonomy places the organism in Eukaryota, Metazoa, Chordata, Actinopteri, Osteoglossiformes, Mormyridae.
CCGGCCUCCAGUUGGCUCAUCCCCUCCUUGGAGCACAAAAGUAGAUGCACUUAUAUGUGAACAUUACCAUUCCAGCACAUUCUCUGACCGGCUUUCCCUUCCAGAGGCUGACCCCACCCUAACUUCCAAAAUGUCUUACUGUGCCAAGCCAUACUCUCCGAAACCUGCGAGAACUUCAAAGGUCACAUUGCUGACGGACAAGAGCCCGACCGGAAACAAGCUGAAGGUGGUGGAGUCUCUCCGAGAUGAGGCUGGUGUGUCACCAAGUUCCCCUAUGAAUGCCGAGACAAGAAGCCCCAUAGAAUGUCUGGCUGACACUCUCCUUCCAAAAUCAAUAACGUCUUAUUCACCAUCCAACAGGUCAGUCUACGAGAAAAACCUCUGCACCCACUGCCACAAGCCCCUGAGUCAGGAGCCUAGGAUAGUCCUGGAUGAUGCGGAGAUCAGCUGUCAUGCCUCUUGCUUUAAGUGUGACCUGUGCAAUGGCUCUCUGGGGCACCUAAAGGCUGGGGACAGCAUGUGGGUGCAUCGCCACAGGGUGUACUGUGGGCACUGCUACAGCAUAACCAGGGAACAAUGGCGCGGUUCAAAUUAAUGAAGCAGAUGAAAAUAAGGACGAAGACAGACGACUGCAGUACAUUAUGCACAAACAACCACACAGCCCCAAACUUUUCUUUAGAGUUACUUCUCAUUUUACAGGAAUAUCCUCAUCCUACCAUCAUAUUCACACCCCUCAACUGAUUACAGGCCACAGAUGACGGACCUCUGUCUCUACCAAAGGACAAGUCAUUUACUAUAAUCUGACAUAUACAUGCAUUUAUAGCAUAGUGUAUUGAAAAUCAUAUAUUAACCUAAAGUCUAUCAUUAACAUUUAAAAAUUCUUCUUUUUAGUAACGCUCAACCAAUUCUUUGUGCAAAUCAAUUUAUUCCAUUCUGUCAUAACUUUAACAAUCAUAUUACUUUUACGAGACUAAGCUAUGUUAACAAAUACGUUAUGGUGUGAUGAAAACAGACUUCAAUUACAGGACCAGUUUAAAAGAAAAAUAUUGAAUAACAUCUAAUAGCGGUGGCUUCUUGAGUUUUCUGGGAUAAGUUUUCGUUAACUUGUGUAGUAAGGACAGACGGCAGCACGCAAUAAAAUGUGUAAGAGAAGCAUAUGCAAUGUCCCAGUGUUAUAAAUCCAUGACUGUCGACUGCUGCUGGGUAAAAUGAUGCAGUUUUCAUGGUACCGAGUGUCGCCGUGCAGGGAGGGGGUGCGAGGACGGGGGGGGUACAUGGCUCUUAACCCCGAAGUUGAGCGCUACAGCAUCUCUAUGCAACACUCAUUCUAAACCGGGAGCAGCUGAUUGCGUGGAGCUAACGGAACUUUCUCCACUAUUUCUGCGCUUGUUUGUCUACGUUAUAAUCGAUGGAAGCGGCAGUGCUAAGACCCCGAAUGAUGGUGGACGAUAACGGCAACAAUAAUGGCCUGAAUGCGGAGCUGGAAGUGAAAAAGCUGCAGGAGCUGGUUAGGAAAUUGGAAGUGCAAAAUGAGCAGCUGAGGACACGCGCGAGCGCACAGGCCUGUCUGCUGGGGAGUCCCGCGGAAUCACCCCCCAGCCCGCUUUUAUCGGGAAUCUAUUGCAUUCCUAGUGUGAUACCGAUACUCUCACGCUCGCCAGUUGCCGACGAUCCUCACGCUUAUUUCCGCCCGCGUUGCACGGCCGGUGCUGAGACAGAAGAUGCGUAUAAUGGCCUUUCGGUUCUGGAUGAGGUUGAGCUGUUGGACCUUGACUCCACAUUUCCCUGCGAUGCGGAGUCAGAGGACACCUGGUUAUAUGCAUCGCCAAAGGCCAAGCCCCGAGCAGAAUUUGCCCUUAGCCCCCUGCAGUGGUGCAGGCAGGUGUUAGACCUUCCCAAGCCCGAUGUCGAAGCUGCCCAGCGGUCCUUUCCCCACAAGCUUGGACAAGCCCACCCAGGGAGAGACAUUUCCUCCAGCCCUGCCCUCCCCCACAGCCCUGCGGAUAUAGAAUCCCCCCCUAGCACAUCUGCCCGGCCUUCUGUUAAACCUACACUCACAAAGCGUGCAGCCUCAUUAUGCACAUCUAGUCAACAUUUACCUCCUGUGACUCAGACAUCCAGUGGGAAGGGCUGCUUUGGUCAAGCUGAGAGAUCACCUUCAUUCUUCUCCCACUCAUCCAGUAACAGUGAUGGGUUCAGACACCCUCCGCUGAGCUCGCAGCUCUCCUUCAGCACUUCCGAGCUGGAAGAUGAUUCUAUUUCCAUGGGCUACAAGCUGCAGGACUUGACAGAUGUGCAGAUCAUGGCACGGAUGCAGGAGGAGAGCCUCCGUCAGGACUACGCCUCCACCUCGGCUUUGGCCACCAACCGCAGCUCCAGUUUCAUCCAGUUUGGGCAGCAGGCAGCCCGCAGUGAGCUGGCUGGGGAGGAAGAGAAAGAGCACGAUCGACCAGGAACCGAGCAGUGCAGCUUGCCUCCAUCCCACAGUAAAAGGAAAAGCCGUAGUAGCCUGCUGGCUGCGCAGUGCUUUGGAGGCCACUACCCACCACAGCACCUCAGUCCUGUCAGGUCCAGCUACCCACCACAGCACCUCAGUCCUGUCAGAUCCAGCUACCCACCACAGCACCUCAGUCCUGUCAGGUCCAGCUACACACCACACGCUGACAGCCAAAGGCCCAACAUCGGUAAGUUACGGAGAAGCAUGCCUAACCUUGUGCGCGCUCCUAGUGCUCCCAGUGUUCCCAGUGUUCCCAGCAUUACACGCCCUGCCAGCUCAGAGUCAUCCAUUCGCACCAGCCAAAGCUUUGACUCCUCCAGUGCUCGGACAAGGCUGCAGUCUUCAAUUUCUUCCCCUGGUCAGCUGCAGCAGCAUGUUCGCAGUGCGCGGACAUUCCCAUCGCCUACGUGGCAUGCCCUCAAAGCCAUGGCAUACGUUGGCCCCCCCAUGCAAGGUCCCAACAUCCCAUGCUCCACCAACAGUGCACACCCUGCCCCCAGUAUCGGCAUUCGCCUUCCCAGCAAGUCCAGUGCCCCAUCCACAGUGGGUGGAGGCAUCGUACCCAGGCCUACCUCCAUCAUCGGAAUUGGUACCGUUCUGCACAGCAACAUCAGCCAGCCAGUCCGCAGUUUACUUACUCCAGCAAAGAGCCUGUCUACACUGAGUGCCCCCUGGGAGAGACGUUGGAGAGAUGGGUGUUUCUAACUCAGGGCAAUGAAGCUGGAGAUGUGAAACGCCAACCGUGUUUGGUACCCAGCGGGCCAGGACAGCUCGGCGUGACUGAUAACGUGGCAGGGACAGAAUUCUGACGUGUACUUCUUGAGUGGGAGAAUCUGUGGUACUCAGUCAACAGAAAUGGUUGAAACAGUAAUGUGUAAACAGUAUGCAUUUCAGUGAUGCUGCCCUCACCAUUACAGUUUUCUUGUCAAAUUUGUAAUGCAAAAUAUUUUAACCAAAAAAUCUGUUUGGGGCAUAAUAUAUGAGAUUGUUAUAAAAAAACAUUGCUGUAAGUAAUGUAAUUAUUUUACUCAUUUUAAAUAUGACUAAACCAAGAAUGGCUGUAAAAAAUAAACAUUUUAUUAACAUGUUAAUAAAGUUGAAAUUAUAAAAUU